Molecule: messenger RNA, 1629 nt
Organism: Tripterygium wilfordii
Lineage: Eukaryota; Viridiplantae; Streptophyta; Magnoliopsida; Celastrales; Celastraceae
Product: 26S proteasome regulatory subunit 7-like
Exons: 10
Coding region: 113-1387 (424 amino acids)
Biological process (GO): proteasome-mediated ubiquitin-dependent protein catabolic process
Cellular component (GO): proteasome regulatory particle, base subcomplex
Molecular function (GO): ATP hydrolysis activity; ATP binding; proteasome-activating activity
Source: RefSeq, a predicted model, not a curated record
CUUUAAAAUCAUCAAACGACACUUUCUUCUUCCUCUCGCUGUUGCACUUACAGGUGAGUAAUCUGUUUAAAAGAACUGUAAUCUAGAAACCAAUCGAUCGAAGAUUGCUCCUAUGGCAGAAGACGAGGAGAUCAAAGACGAGAAGAACCCUCGUCCUCUCGACGAAGACGACAUAGCACUCCUGAAAACCUAUGGUUUAGGGCCAUACUCUAACAGCAUUAAAAAGGAGGAGAAGGAAAUCAAGGAAUACUUGAAGAAAAUCAACGACCUCUGUGGUAUCAAGGAAUCUGAUACUGGUCUAGCUGUACCAAGCCAGUGGGAUCUUGUUUCUGAUAAGCAAAUGAUGCAAGAGGAACAACCCCUUCAGGUUGCAAGAUGCACAAAGAUAAUCAACCCGAAUACUGAGGAUGCCAAGUAUGUCAUUAAUGUCAAGCAAAUUGCAAAGUUUGUGGUUGGGCUGGGCGACAAAGUUUCCCCUACAGAUAUAGAAGAAGGCAUGCGUGUUGGGGUUGAUCGUAGUAAAUACCAGAUUCAAAUCCCUUUGCCUCCAAAAAUUGAUCCAAGUGUGACGAUGAUGACUGUAGAAGAAAAGCCGGAUGUAACAUAUAAUGAUGUUGGUGGAUGUAAAGAGCAGAUCGAAAAAAUGCGAGAAGUAGUUGAGCUUCCCAUGCUGCACCCAGAGAGAUUUGUGAAGCUUGGUAUUGAUCCUCCAAAGGGUGUACUAUGCUAUGGUCCUCCUGGAACGGGCAAAACACUUUUGGCCAGAGCAGUAGCCAACAGAACUGAUGCAUGCUUUAUCCGUGUUAUUGGUAGUGAACUAGUUCAAAAAUAUGUUGGGGAAGGGGCUCGCAUGGUUCGAGAGCUUUUCCAGAUGGCACGCUCAAAAAAAGCUUGUAUUGUGUUUUUUGAUGAAGUUGAUGCCAUAGGCGGUGCACGUUUUGAUGAUGGUGUGGGUGGAGAUAAUGAGGUUCAACGCACCAUGCUUGAAAUUGUGAAUCAGCUUGAUGGGUUCGAUGCUCGAGGAAACAUCAAAGUUUUAAUGGCAACAAACAGACCUGAUACCCUGGACCCUGCACUAUUACGUCCAGGCAGGCUAGAUCGCAAGGUUGAGUUUGGGCUGCCUGAUUUGGAGAGCAGAACACAGAUUUUCAAAAUCCAUACUCGAACAAUGAACUGCGAAAGAGACAUUCGGUUUGAGCUUCUUGCACGUCUCUGUCCUAAUUCCACUGGAGCUGAUAUUAGGAGUGUAUGCACCGAGGCUGGGAUGUUUGCCAUUAGAGCACGCAGGAAGACGGUAACAGAAAAAGACUUUCUUGAUGCAGUAAACAAGGUCAUUAAGGGCUACCAAAAGUUUAGUGCAACACCGAAGUACAUGGUUUACAACUGAAGGAGAGGUUGUCCUUGCUGGAUGAUGUGCCAGAAAUAUCUAUUUGUCAGAAUUGGAUCUUCACCAUUUUUCGGUCGAGCUCUACAUUCUUCCCUUUUGUUUAUUUGGCUCCAUUGGCAUUAUGUUGACUUUAUCUUAUGUUUUGUUCCAUCCUGCCGUCAAGGACGUGUUUAAUAAAAAAAAAAAAAAUACUUGUCCAAGUUGAAUAUCAUCACAAUGCCUAGUCAUUGACAUGUUGUUGA